Molecule: messenger RNA, 858 nt
Organism: Didymodactylos carnosus
Lineage: Eukaryota; Metazoa; Rotifera; Eurotatoria; Philodinida; Philodinidae
Source: the annotation of a GenBank genome assembly
AUGAGUUUCAGUCGUCAGUCAGUUUUACUACCACUUCCAAAAUAUCCACCAAUUACAAAACCUAAAACGUUAUUGACUUCAACAUUACGUGCAAUCCCUGUGGCAGAGCCUCCGUUAAUCGCCAGGUUAAAGCAAUCUUCAAGACAAUCACUGAAACCUACAACAUGUUCAACUGUGAUUCAUAAAACAAAAGAGCCAAAACCUGUUGUGCCGCAUUGUCUACCACGGAAUACUGAAAAACAAAUAGCAACAGGUCUUUCAACGAAAGAUGAAUGUACACAUAUUACUAAUAAUUUACAAUCAAUUGUAAAACGCUCAGAAAAAAGAUUGUUGACGCCAGUUCAUUGUUCAAUAGUAGAACAAUCAUCAAACAAUUUUCGUCGUACAAAAUCACUACGUGUUCCAAAAGCAAACAUUGAUCGUCGUUCAAAUGUCCAACCAUCUUUGUCAAAUAAUAAAAUACACGAUUUUGAUAAUAAAUCGAUCUCAGAUAGAUCAAGUGAACAUAGCAGUAGUGGUACUGCAUUACAACGUCGUAGUUCAGUAAGAAAUAUUUCGUCUAUUGACAAAUUUAGUGGUAUUCGAUGUUAUUUACAAAAUAGUUCCACAAAAAUACAAGCGUGUAAGUUAUUUGUUUAUGACGUGAUCUCGAAUGAUCGCAUGUUAACAAUUAAAAAUAAUAUAAAAGAUAGUACUAAUCAUAGUCCAUGGAGAGAACGAUUUCAAAUGUUUUUAUCGAAUGUUAGUCCAAAUGAACCAAUUGCAAAUAAAAAUUCUAAUAAAGAAAAUCAAACGCCAACAUUUCAUCGUGAUACAAAAAAAACAUUCAAUGUUGUUAAUAUUAAAAGAACUAAUUAA